ACAAGGUUUUAUUUAUAGACGGUACCUCUGUUCAUAGCCUUCUGCCAUUCUUCUGCUAAACAUAUGCAGUCUUGAGAUACUAUGCCUCGAGACUUCAAAACAGAUAAUCCAUAUUUAGAUUGGAAAAAGCCUGUAAUUCUCCUUACCUAUAUUGGUUGCUUUAUAUUGCUGUUUCGUAGCAUGUACAAGGUCAUCAAAAGACGCUGUUUACCUGGCUCUUUUCCAUUCAUGAUCAGGAGGACUGAGAGGCGACUUCCAGGCGAGAACAAUCCGAACAACACUUCACUACAGCUACAGUGUGAAGGCCUGGCUUCUGCCAUCAUACAAUCCCUUCCUGCCAUUCCGUUUGGGGAAAAAAUGAAGCAAAAUGAUGGUGAUGAUGAUGGCAACAAGGCUUGCUCUAUUUGCUUGGGGGAAUUUGGAGAAGGAGAAUGGCUGAGAUUGCUGCCAAACUGUGCUCACCUCUUCCACAUCUCCUGCGUUGACCCUUGGCUUCGCUCUCACUUUACCUGCCCGUUAUGCAGAAAUGAUGUUUUGUAUGAUUCUAGUGACAAUUUAGAUUCUUCUUCUUCAAUGAAUGGUUUUUUAGAGACACUACCUAGAGAAAACAUGUAUCAAGGAAGGCCAUUAGGGUAUAAUCUUUUGGAGUAUGAGGAAAUCCGAAACCAGGAGCUCAGGUGGGAAGCAGUGAGAGGCAAUCAAUCCGGGUCAGACUCUGGUGGAUCUUUUCCUGGAAUGGCACGUUCAUCUAUAGCUUCGACCUCAAAUGCCUGAAUAAGUAGCCAUCAGUAAAUUUUCGUGGCAUUGAUUGCUUGUAUCAUAAUAUCAGCAUUCUUUCCUCGUGACACUAUUUUUCACAAUCAUAGCUCUUCACUCGAAGAUCUAGGAAAGAUGACGAAUGAAAGAAGCUCCUGAUCACCCAAGAGGCCAAGUUAAAUGCACCAAGAACUUCUCCACUGAAGCAUGUACUGCCGUUUUUUUUCCAAGGAUUUUCAUGUCAUUCGUCGUCACGUUGACAGGUAUCCGGAGUACAACGUCAAGACAGAAGAAAGAAGACACGACUUUAAAAUGAAAAGCCACGCAAGGUGAAGGAUAUUUAUUUAUAUAUUGCUAUGGUACAUAGAGAGUUCAUUGCAAUGGAUGUACAGUAGAUGUGAUCGCCUCAGCAAGGGGCUUGAUGUCACGGCAAGAAUAUCUUUUUUUUUUUUCGUUCCAAAUCCUUUUUCUAUUAACAGAAUUUCCUGCACGUAUUCAUAGCAAAAUGACAGUGAAAUGCUCGAUG
This is a messenger RNA of Elaeis guineensis (African oil palm), 1282 nucleotides long. Its product is annotated as RING-H2 finger protein ATL16-like. Gene Ontology annotation, molecular function: transferase activity. The record is from RefSeq and is a predicted model, not a curated record. Gene Ontology annotation, biological process: protein ubiquitination. Lineage: Eukaryota; Viridiplantae; Streptophyta; Magnoliopsida; Arecales; Arecaceae.